GGGCGCCGAAGCCUUCGGCGAAGGAGAUCCCCACGAAGGGGCGGAACUUCGAGAGUUGGACGAUGCGCCAGUUCAAAGGCCGUUUGGGGGAGCUCGGCUUGCAGGUCAUCGGUGAGCAGAGCAUCUUCGUGGAGCGCCUCGAGGGCCACUGCGCUGGCGCGGCGCAGGUCAAGAUGGGGCGCGCCGUCGCCGACGCUGCGGCCGACGAGAUCUGCGGGGAUUUCGAGAGGAAGCCGGGCGAGAGCAUCCAGUGCGGCGACUGCGAGAAGCACGGGCGUCGCGGAUGUGAUGAGCGCUGCCCUCUGCAAGCUGAAGUUGUCGCCUACCGCGCGCGGCAGGAACGCGUCGAGGCAACGAGAACGGGCAAAGCGCCGAGGCCGAGGAACACCAACCUGAAGCAAUUCGCGCAGGAGCAGAGCGACGCGAAGCGCACGGGCACGCAGGUGGAGACCAACGGUAUCGACGGCGCCAAUUUCUACAGCUGCCUCAAUUUCGUCGCUACCAGCAUGUUCGACGUCGCGGGUGAGUCUGGCGAUGGCGAUCGGCCGGGGAUCUUCGAGGUCGCCUUCCCGGCGUGGAUAAAUUGCGAGGUGGCGGUCUUCGUCGACGCCGCUGGCACCGUGUGCGCGCGCGGAAGGCAUUGGAGGGGGCGUUUUGCGAAGCACCUGCCUUCCGGCGUGGUCUGUGGGAAGGCGGGCGGCGAGCCGGCUCGCGCUGUCUCCGACGGCGCUCGGUGGACAGGCUGCGUCACCGCGAUCUCGAUCGACGCUGGCGGCUUCAGUAGGGAAGCGCGCGUGGCCGAAGUCUCCGCGGGAAUGGCGCCCCCGCUGACGCCCGCGCCCGCCGUGGCCGCGCUGGGCGGGCGCAUUCAGUUGAAGUCGCGCAAACUGGAGCUGACUGCCUCGGUAAUCACAGCGCCAUUCAUCAAGACGAUGCGGACGCCUCGCGCGGAACUUGACGCAGCGCGGUUCGGGGCCGAUGACGAGUCCAAACUACUGGUCAUGGAGCUCAAGUCUUCGAGGGGCGACGCCUUCGUGCGCUCGGGGGCAUCCGCGGGCAUCGCCGACGGACGCCGCGCUCGCCUGGGGUCAGACGCUCGCGAGAAUACCGACGCGGGGGUCCGCGGAAACGUCGCCGCCAGGGCGAAG
Prorocentrum cordatum is the source of this 1148-nucleotide messenger RNA. The record is from the annotation of a GenBank genome assembly. Lineage: Eukaryota; Dinophyceae; Prorocentrales; Prorocentraceae.